This is a messenger RNA of Anoplophora glabripennis (Asian longhorned beetle), 4152 nucleotides long. RefSeq lists its product as uncharacterized. The transcript is spliced from 17 exons. The record is from RefSeq and is a predicted model, not a curated record. Gene Ontology annotation, molecular function: protein binding. Bases 1 to 4152 code for a protein of 1383 amino acids. NCBI's taxonomy places the organism in Eukaryota, Metazoa, Arthropoda, Insecta, Coleoptera, Cerambycidae. Gene Ontology annotation, biological process: neuromuscular synaptic transmission.
AUGGACCUGGAAAUGCAGCUUAGGGCGGCGGAGGCCAGAAGGGCCGAGUUGGAGCGGCAACACGCGGAGGCGCUCCAAGCGCUCAGGGGAUGCGGUCCGGAGACUCUGGAGGCCAGACAGUCUCGGGUUAGGGAAUUGGAGAAGAAAGUAGCCUUAGAAACCGUGAGAUGUGAGGAGCUGCAGCUAGAGCUAGCGUCUUCCCAGAGGGGGCGCAUGGGUGCUAGCGUACAGGGCGUCCCAAUGUCCAGCGCCAUGGGCGGCCAAUCGUGGGGCAAUAAAGGUACAGAAAUUGAACGAAUUAUGGCUAAAAUAGAGCAAGAUAACAGAAUAUUAGCUGAAUUAGACCAUAGUCGUUCUACUACUUUGGGAGCCGGCCUGGCCACGAGCGUCAGCUCGCACGCUCUGGGCGAGUGCAGCCCCCCGAUUUCCCCCAUAACCAUGUCCCACACGACGCCCAGCAUCUACCCCACCAACACCAUGGUGGGACACAACUCCUACCAGACGGGCACCACCAGCAUCUCCUGCGGCUACCUGCCUUCCAAUCCGGUGGGGGUGAGCAGUUACAAUCCCAGUUCUACGCAGUACAACAGCCUGGGUCACCACUACACCAACAAGUCCAGUUUGAUGGGCGCCACCAUGAACAGUCUGGGACACGGGGUGGGUAUGGGCACCACCUUGGGACAGAGCAGCGUACUGGGUACUUCCUUGGCCCAAAACCUUACCUCCAUGGGCGGCGGAGUCAUGGGCACCUUACCAUCGAGCCUGGGUACAUCCUCCAUGGUCCCCCCGACCAGCUACACUCAGAGUUCGAUACCCAACACCACGUUCGUCAACCCCCUGUCGUCCAACCCCUCGGCCCUCCAACAGACCUCCUUCAACAAUCCCACGUUCAGCAACCCCGUCACCAGCACCCUGAACCAGUACAGUUUGCCGUACAGCAACCCCAUCAAUCCCGUCACCACCACUUUCAGUAACAACAACGUCACUUUCUCGAACCCCCUGAGUUCCCAGUUUAACAGUUUGCCCCUGACCGGAGGCCCGAUGAGUAUCAAACUGAAGCCGAUAGACGAUGUAGAUCUUGGUACUCGACGGGUGGCCACCCCGGUAACUCCCCAUCCGCCCCCAUGGGGCGGCACUACCAUGUCUGGCAUAACGGAUCUAAGACCCAGGAUGCUUACCGACGGCAUGGACUCGGACUGGAGCGGCUUGCACGGUGGUACCGAUAGGAAUUACUUGAAUGGGCACAAUCCCGUCUCCAGCGAGGGUCAGGUGGACAUGCUGGACAUCCCCGGGAAAGGCAGGUGCUCCGUCUACAUAGCAAGAUUUUCGUAUGAUCCAGAGCCAGACGCAGAAGAAGAGCUAAGCAUUCAGGCCGGGGAUUAUCUGCUGGUGUGGGGUGAACCCGUGGGUCCUGGUGGAUACUUGGAUGCGGAGCUGCUGGACGGUCGAAGGGGUCUCGUGCCGGCUCAUUUCGUCCAGCGCCUCAUAGGCGACGAUCUGCUCGAGUUCCACCAGGCGGUGCUGAGCACCCUGAGGGAAGAGGAGAUAAAUCAGGAGAAUUUCGCUGCCGACGUGCAGAGGUUGAACGAGCUGGCGGAGAUGUCGGAGGCGCAGGAAGACGAAGGGCCGGAAGGUGAGACAGCUGACCUUUUCUUCUCGGUGUUAGUGCCGGCCCCCAGGCAACUCACCCUCGAGCGGCAGCUCAACAAGAGCGUGUUGAUAUCGUGGACUGCGCCUGACGGGACGGGGCCAGGGAAUCAGAUCGAGAGCUACCACGUGUACGUCGACGGAGUGCUCAAGACCACCAUCAAGGCCACAGAGAGGACCAGGGCUCUGGUGGAGGGGGUGGACAGCAACAGGCCCCACCGCAUCAGCGUGCGCUCGGUCACAGCCAACCGUCGUACGUCGCGUGACGCCGCCUGUACCAUGAUCAUAGGCCGGGACACCCAUUCCCUUGGACCCAGCGCCGUGCGCGCCUCCAAUAUCACCUCCACCUCGGCGGUAAUAAGCUGGUUGCCGGCCAACUCCAACCACCAGCACGUGGUUUGCGUCAACAACGUGGAGGUGCGCACUGUCAAACCGGGGGUUUACAGGCACACCAUCACGGGUCUGGCGCCCAACACCCAGUACAGGGUGACGGUGAGGGCCAAGCACCACAGGGCGGCCCAGAACGUGGCUAAUCUGGCGGAGGAGCUGCCCAUGCCGGCGGCGGCUCACACGGAUUUCAGGACGUUGCCGAAGGGGCUGCCCGAUCCGCCCAGCGAUAUUCUAGUCGAACCAGGCCCCCAAGACGGCACGCUGCUGGUGACCUGGCACCCCAUCCUCACCCCGCACCACCCGGGCUCCACCAUCACCGGCUACGCCGUCUACGCCGACGGGAAGAAGGUCACCGACGUCGACAGUCCCACGGGAGACCACGCUCUUAUAGACAUCAGCAAGCUGCUGGGACUGAAUCCCAAACACGUCACCGUGCGCACCAAGGCCAGAGACAGCCAGUCGGCGGAUAGCGUCCCGACGCUAAUCCCAUUGAGCGUUCUAAGGGGGGGAGCGGCCAAGUCGAGGCAGCAACCCCACUCGGCGGUGAUGCCGGCGCACAUAAGGCAGCAGAUGCCUAGGCAGCAGCCCAAUCAGCAGGGGCAGCAGGUCAUAGAACCGGAUGAGAACUUGAGCGACAAGGAAAUAUUCCCAAAUUCUACGACCCACCGCCAACAGAGUGGGAUUCCAUCGAUCGCACAACGAUGCGUUGCAGAAAUAACUAAAGAGAAUUACGAGGGCAACUUGUCCGAGGACGAAAUGUUAGAAAGACGGAACCAGAGGCAGUACCAGCAGAGGCCGCAGCACAGGCAGUCGCAGCAGCAGAGGGCCGAGCAACAGCAGCAGCAACAACAGCAGCAACAACAGGCUCAACAGCAACAGUAUUACCAGCAGCAGCAAGGUAACCAGAUGCAGGGGAUGCAAGGAGCGAGGGGCAACUCCAACAGCGGCCAGAGCAACCCGAACAACCCCCCGAAUCCGCAGAAGAGGGCCAGGUUCUUCGUCGCCCUCUUCGACUACGACCCCGCCACCAUGUCCCCCAAUCCGGACGCCUGCGACGAGGAGCUGCCGUUCUCGGAGGGGGACACGAUCAAGGUGUGGGGCGACAAGGACGCCGACGGCUUCUACUGGGGGGAAUGUAGAGGGAGGAGGGGUUACGUGCCCCACAACAUGGUUAUGGAGCUGGAAGGCAACCAGAACAGGGACAGGUGGGGCGACAUUUACGCUAACAUGCCCGUGAAGAGGAUGGUCGCCCUCUACGACUACGAUCCCCAGGAGCUGAGUCCCAAUGUGGACGCUGAGGUAGAACUGAGCUUCAGCACCGGCCAGAUCAUCAACGUGUACGGGGAGAUGGACGACGACGGCUUCUACAUGGGCGAAAUCGACGGCGUGAGGGGCCUGGUGCCCUCAAACUUCCUCACGGAGGCGUCGGAGCAGUACGGCGCCGGCCAGACGUCCCAGCAGGGCGGGCCCAUGCGAGGGGGGCAGAGGGGAAGGGGCGUGGGUCCCGGGGCCAGGGGUCCCCCGCCCCCGCCCAGGGAGAACCAGAUGAGGGGGAGGAAUAAAGAUGCCUGCCUACCUGUGUAUACCUCUCAGUUAGACUCGCUCAACACGUCUACGACACCGAACACUAUCACCGAGCACCAGCAGGGGAGAGCGAGAGGCAUGCUGAGGCAAGGUGGUAACCAACCCCAGCAGCAGCAACAACAGCAGCAGCAGCAACAGCAGCAGCAGCAGUUCGGGCAGCAGCAGAACGCCAUGCCCCAACCCCAGAGUAACACCACGACGGGAGGAGGGGGCCUGUUCGGCAGCCUGACCGGCCAGCAGCAGCCCCAGCAACACCAACAGCAGCAGCAGCAGCAACAACCUUUCUCGGGCCAAAACCAACCGUACGCGACCAACCAGAGCAGGAUGCAGCAGAAGGGGGUGCCACAGGUGAUACCGAACGUUAUGGUGGGGGGCGGGGGUCCCAUGCAGAACAGCCCGCAGCAGCAGGCGAACAACGCGGGGGCCCCCAAUCUGAUGCAGAAGCUGAACGAGAUCACUGCGCCCGGCGGCGACAUCUUGUCCAAAGGCAAGGAACUGAUUUUUAUGAAAUUCGGGCUGGGUGGGAAAUAA